Lactuca virosa is the source of this 1362-nucleotide messenger RNA. NCBI's taxonomy places the organism in Eukaryota, Viridiplantae, Streptophyta, Magnoliopsida, Asterales, Asteraceae. The record is from the annotation of a GenBank genome assembly.
AUGCAGUUUGGGAACUUGGUGAAUCGGGAUCCAAAAUCUGUACCUAAAAUAACUGAUGUUCAACAUGACAUAGUCAAGAGGCUCAUAGCCAACUACCUUGUUUGGUCUGACCCUGGUGAAUCAGCUCUAGGCUUGGCGAACCUAGGUAGUAUAUAUAGGUCUCCUGUUACAACUGUAAUCCCCGUUUUGAGGGCCGAUAAUCUUUUUCUGGUGGAGUGCCUUUACCGGAAACACCGGUCCAAGAUUGUAAAAAGGGGUAGCUUAUCCGCCACUAAGUCCAAGCCUCCUUCUCAUGUAGAUGCUGGGGGUGAGUCUGAGGCGAUUCGGGAUACAACUAUCACUAAAAAUACGAUAAAAUUUACUGGUGCUGCCCUGUUGUCUUCUGUGACUCAUCAUGAAAAACCCUACCGGUUCCUCCGUACUCGUCGUCGAAAGGAGCUUCUAGUGCUACUUCUACCGAACCCCUCAAGCGGCCAGGGCGUUGUACACCCCGUGCAUGACCUUCCACCACCUGACCUUUCCUCAUCUAGAAAAGCUCUCCCUGAGUGCUCAGUAACGUACGACCCUGCAGUGAUUUCUAUGGUAGACGCUAGUCUAUCUUCUCCUGAGGUUCCUCUUGCAUCCUCCGAAGCUACAAGUGUAUUUACUAGGCUUCAUUCAGACUCUUUCGUUACUCCCGCUAAGCCUCUCCCUAGUGGUUCGGCUUCCAAGGCUUACUUUCGUAGGAGUGAACUUGCCCAAUGCCUUUUUCGACAUAAAGUGUUGAGUUCUUUUUCUCCUCCAGGUUCUAUACUAACUUCUGCUCCUAUGAUUUCCACCAGUGCUCUUACCAUUACUCCUUCUUUCACCGAGCCUAUACCGGAUUCUGCCAUCCUUAUCAACCUGGACUCUUUGAUUCCUGACAUGGGUACAACGGAGUUUGAUUCUACCGGUCCAACUCCUGAUUUUAUUGAUCCAACUCCUGAUUCUUCUCUUACUGGACUUCUACCUCCUCCCAGAACAACCGAACAGAGGUAUGAAGAAAUUCACUGGGUCCUAAGGGAGGGAAUAUCAUCUUCGAACCGUUACUUGCUAAACUCUGAGGAAUUCAGCACCAUGAAUGUCUCCCUUCAAUCUACCGCUAUUGAACUUGGCCUAAACCGGGCCUGCUUGGAGAUGAAAAAUAAAUAUCUGGCAGAACUUGAAGGGAAAGAGGUUUUAUACUCGUAUCCAAAUGUCGAGGAAGUUAUACUACAAUGCUUCUCCGAUCUUACCAGUUAUGACUAUCUUUUUUUCAAAAUGCUAGAUACUGAUAACAUGGAUAUGGGUCUUCUGAAGGGAAAGAGGUUUGAUAGACACCGGCUUGCUACCGACGCAGAAUGA